AUGUCCUCUUCCGGCCACCUCUUCACCACCGUUAUCCACAACAAGUCGUAUCCCGCCAUCUCGACAUCGCGCCCUGAGCUCUCGCAAGCCGGCAGGACGGUGCUGGUCGGCGGCGGCUCCACGGGGAUCGGCUUCAGCAUUGCGAAGUCGUUUGCAGCGGCCGGGGCAUCGCGCGUGAUUAUCGUCGGUCGCCGCCAGAGUGCCCUUGGCUCUGCCGUGGCUCAGGUCUUGACCGAGUAUCCAGGAACUGAGGUACUUGCGUACGUAUGCGACGUGGCUGAUGAAGCUUCUACCGAGAAGCUCUGGUCGAGCCUGAGAAAGGACGGCAUUCUCGUCGACAUCUUAGUUUUGAACGCCGCCAAAUUGUCGCCCGAGCAUACCAUCCUCAGCCUCGGCACUAAGAAGGUGUGGGAGGAGUUCGUCGUCAAUGUCAAGGCUCCACUGGACAUGACAGAGAGAUUCUAUAAGCAGGAAGGCAGAGAUUCCUCUCGAAAGCUCUCUCUACUAUUACUGUCUUCGGGAGCUGCCCAUGAUUAUGCUGCCGCGGCACCGUGGCCAAACUACAUGGCGACGAAGAACUCUGCCACGAUGCUAAUCCAGCAGAUCGCCAGAAACACAAAGCCAACAGACAUGCAAGUCGUGUCCUACCACCCUGGCGUUCACCACACUGAGCUUGUGAAGGGAGCGGCAGGGGAUACGGGCGCCGACACCGAGUUGCCCUGGGACUUUGACGACAUCCGGCUUCCGGGUGACUUUGCAGUUUGGGCUGCUUCGGACGAGGCCGCCUUUCUGCAUGGCCGGUUCGUGUGGGCGCUCUGGGACGUGGACGAGUUGAAGGCGGGGCCUAUUCGGGAGAGGAUUGAGCAGGACGACAACUUUCUGCGAGUUGGAAUUCAUGGACUUUGA
This is a messenger RNA of Ilyonectria robusta, 906 nucleotides long. Its product is annotated as putative short-chain dehydrogenase. NCBI's taxonomy places the organism in Eukaryota, Fungi, Ascomycota, Sordariomycetes, Hypocreales, Nectriaceae. The transcript has 3 exons. Gene Ontology annotation, molecular function: oxidoreductase activity. The record is from RefSeq and is a predicted model, not a curated record. Gene Ontology annotation, cellular component: cytosol. Bases 1 to 906 code for a protein of 301 amino acids.